Molecule: messenger RNA, 5441 nt
Organism: Xiphophorus couchianus (Monterrey platyfish)
Lineage: Eukaryota; Metazoa; Chordata; Actinopteri; Cyprinodontiformes; Poeciliidae
Exons: 5
Coding region: 1078-1821 (247 amino acids)
Cellular component (GO): cytoplasmic side of lysosomal membrane; nucleus; cytoplasmic side of late endosome membrane
Molecular function (GO): zinc ion binding
Source: RefSeq, a predicted model, not a curated record
UACAUAAACAUAUAAGAAAUAAACCUGUAAUAAAUGUAAAUCUAUAAAUAUUUACUUUUAAAGUGACAUUAUCAUGUAAAUACAAAACAUACCAAUAAAAGUCAUGUUGAUUCUUAUUAUACUGACCCAGUUCAGGGUCAAAGGUCAGCGAAAUGCCAUCAUAAACAAACAGGCAGAACCAACAUUGUAUGAAAAUGUUUGGGGUCAAAGGUCACCGGAUGCCUCUGUAAAAUAAUUUCUGCUGUUUAUGAAUAAAAAGAUUCAAGAGGGAGAAAAUUAAAGAUUGAUUUGAGUUUUUAUCUCAUUUAAAGAAACAAAUAUUAAUGAAGAAUCAAUCAUAAUAUUUAAUAAUUUCCAUUUUGUUACCAGAAACUGGAAGAUUAAAGUUUCACUCUGAUGUUUUUGUUUCAUAAUUCAUUUUAUCUGUUGAUUUAUUUUAAUACUUAAAUGGUUUUCAGUUUUAAAUGUUGGAAUUUAAAGUUUAUUGAUCUCUGAGAUUUAUUAUUAUUAUCCUACUGGAAACAUUUUACCGUUUAUUGUAAUAAUUUCUGGGAGGAUUUUUGUCCAUUUUUAUGUUUUUUUUUCAAUAAUUCUGAUUUUCAAACUGGCAGAAAGUUUUCACACCCUGCUGAACCAAAACUGAUCAAUAAUCAAUAGUGAGUCAGACUGAUGGCUCUCUGGAAGGUUCUGGUUCGGCUGGUCCAGAACCAGAACCUGCUUGGUGGUGGCGGUGUGAUGCUGUGGGUUCAGGUUGUGGUUCUGCUGGGCCCGGUUCCCUGGUUCUGCUGGGCGUCACGCUGCGGCUGCAGGAUUUGCAUGCAGCUCAUUUGUUUACCGCUGUUUACCGGAUUCAAAUGGACCUGUCGGCGCUGGCAGCAGAGCGGUUCUGGAUAGAAUCGGACCUGGCCGCUCAGCUUUCCUCCUCUCGGAUUCAGGAUCGUUUUCAGAAGAUUCUCGUCUCGUCUCCGGAUCUGACCCGGAAUGGUUCCAGGAUCCGGUUCUUCACCUGCUCUGAUCCCAGUUUGAUUCAGAACCACUGGAGGUUCUGGUUCUGGAGGUCCGGUUUGCUGAGCGGGGAUGGAGAGCGUGAAGGACGACGGCGUGUUCCUCCACACCUUCAGGACGGUUCCGAGCCCCAGGCCCAGCAGAGCCGACAAUGUGGGGGCGGAGCCUGCCGGGCCGGCAGAACCGGACCAGGAGAACCGGGCCGGUCUAACGGGCCUGGCCGACAUCGAGUUCCGCAUUCAGCAGCUGCACAGCCGCCGGUUCCUGCUGCUGAAGAUGCAGCGCUGCACCAAGAAGGACGAGCAGAACAGAACCGGAACCGCAGAGGAACUGAUCAGUGAGGAUGAAGAUGAGGAUGACGAGCUGCGGGCCGUGCAGACGGAGCUGGAGGAGCUGCAGGCCAGGAAGGAGGAGCUGCAGCGAAGCGGCGUCACCUUCACGGCCGGCGCCCAAGGAGAUCGCACAGCGCAGCGGCCGUCCUACAAGGAGACGCCGCGCGGAGGAAUCUACAUGCUGCCGCCGCCGCCGGGCGGGGGGGCGGCCGCUGCUGCAGACAGAGCGAGUGACGACGCCCUGCCAGCGGAGCGGCUGGGAAGGACAGCCGGACUCACCAGGUGUCCAUCUUGUGGAGAGCUGGUCGUCACGGAAACCCACAGCGCUGUCAGCGAAAGCAUGUGGCUGCUCUGCUUCCUGUGCUCCAUGGUGGGCUGUGUGGCUGGUUGUUGUCUCGUCCCGUUCCACAUGAAGCGUCUCAAGAACGUUCAUCACCUCUGCCCUCAGUGCCGCCACCAGAUCCACACCUACAAGCUGCUCUGACCGGGAACUAUUCACGCCGGGAACUAUCCACACCGGGAACUAUUCACACCGGGAACUAUUCACACCGGGAACUAUCCACACCGGGAACUAUUCACACCGGGAACUAUUCACACCGGGAACUAUUCACACCGGGAACUAUUCACACCGGGAACUAUUCACACCGGGAACUAUUCACACCGGGAACUAUUCACACCGGGAACUAUCCACACCGGGAACUAUUCACACCGGGAACUAUCCACACCGGGAACUAUCCACACCGGGAACUAUCCACACCGGGAACUAUUCACACCGGGAACUAUUCACACCGGGAACUAUCCACACCGGGAACUAUUCACACCGGGAACUAUCCACACCGGGAACUAUCCACACACUAUUCUCCCCCACAUUGAAAAUCUGAAUAGUGUGGUGUGCAUUUGUGUUUUCAUCGUCUUCCACCAUCUUUUUGCUGCAGUUCUUUGGAAAACAGCCGACUCUCAGUCAGAUGGGAUAAAAUCAGCUCCCCGCAGCAUCAUGCAGCCGCUGCCGUGCUUCAGACUGGGAGACAAAUCCGAACACAAACUGCUUCCGUUUGGUUUCACUUUUCAGGAAGCGCUCUACUCUGUGGUGGACAAACGCUGCAGGCUGUGAUGUGGCUAAACGGGGCGAAUAGAGGCUCUGUGUUCGCUGGACCCGGAUUGGACCGGGUCCAGCUGUUUAUUUCCUCUGACAGUUUGAGCUUCUGUUUGGACAUCUGGAGGAAACGAUCGGCCGUCAUAUCUCAUCAUUUCAUCUAACAGGCAAAUGCAGCAGUGGGACGUUGACAUUACGCAACAUUUACUGCAGUUUUACUCAGUUUGCUGCCUGUUGGUGCCGAAGGCUUGACUCACUGAUUAAACACCAGCAGCUUCAUUUACUGAGGAUCAGAGCCGCUGGUGGUGAUGCAGGUCACCGCCUGGAUUAAUGUCAUGUUCCAGAGUUCAUGUGGGAAAAAGCUUUUAAUUUAUGUAAAAAUCCCCUCAAAUCCUGAGCAGCUCUCGCUGUGACACACUGAGUGUGUGUGUGUGUGUGUGUGUGUUUAAUGAGCGCAGCAGAAAUGCAAAGCAGGAUCAGAGGAAACAGAAACUUUCUGCUUUCAGAAACAGCUGCAGGAAACAUCAAGCUGCGAUCAGACGGCAGAGUUCAGCUGCUCUGAACGUUUUCUGGUCAUAAAGUUUCAAAAAUUAUCUUAAUUAAUUUGGGUCAUUUAGAAAAAAUAAGAGAAAAAAACAAGUUUAUUAUUCAAGGCUAUAUUUUCACCAAGUUAUUUGUUCCUUUAUUAAGGUCAGUUGCUAAAGAUUUGGUUACUAUUUGGUGGCAAAUUUAGUUUGAAGCUAAAUUAAUGUAGUUUACCAACAAAAUAUUUAGCUUCAAACUAAACAUUUCAUUUGAAACUAAUUAUUUUGCUUAGAGAUAAAUACUUAGCUCCAAAUUAAAUAUUUGUUAGCAAGCGAAAUAUUUAGCUAAUUUGCAAAUUCACUUACCAAUAAUACCAUUAAUAAAACUACCAAAAAUAAAAGUUGGGUUUUACAAAUCUCUUCAUGUUACCGUUUUAUUAAAGUCUAUUUGACCUAAAACAAAGUUUGAAUCGUUUUAAAGCAAAUAUAGACGUUUAUUAAGAUGAAUGCUUUAUUCAGUCCGCUCAUCGCAAAGAAUUUGUUUUAGCUAAUUAGCUACAUCAGAAACUAUGAAUAAUUAACCGUUAUUAUUUCAUUACAGACUGAAUGACCCAAAUUAUUGGUGUUAAGUUUUGAAUGUGUAUUGAUUAAAAAAAAAAAAAAAGGACCAGACGGGAAAAGAACCGAACCUUGGGACCGGAUCUGACUGACUGGGUGGAAACUGGGAAUCAGAACGUUGCAGUGGUUUCAGGGCCAGCAGCACUCGGUCAGAUUUAAAUGUUGUGGUCAGACAUUAGAAAAGCUGUGGAGUCAAAUGAAGCUAAACUCUGUAGAGAAGAGCGGCUCGCCUUUCCUCCACAUCAGUCUGAGGUUUUACUCGCCUGCAGAUCAGGCUGAGUUUCUGUUUCACCGCAGAGUCACUUCUCUUUCAGACAUUAAACCGCAGAUAUGAAAUAUUCUGAAAUAUAGAGACGAUGAGUAAACAGGACCCGAGUCAAACAGCCCAGGGCCUCCACACCACCAGGGGCCCCAAGCUAGCAUGAUUAAUCAUUAAUUAUUCAGAUACAUUUAUGACAUACAUUAAUUUCAUUCAUACAUACUCCAGCCGUCUUCCCACAGAAUGAUGCUGCCACCACCAAGUCAAACUAACCUGCUUCCAUUAUUUCUGAUUUAUUCCAAAACAUUUAUGUUAAAUUAUGUAUAAAUAACUUGUUUCUUUAUGCAGUGAUAUUUGUGUUUCUAAUCUUUACUGGUUGGAUGACGACAUAGUGGUGCCGAACAGAACCAGUCGGGUCCAUUUCUCCCAGUCAAAAACACCAGGAUGAGUUGGACAAAGGGAAACUGGGUUUAUACUGGUCAGACUGGUUAAACUGGGAGCAUCAUGGCCUGAGCUCUAAACUCCACCAUGUUUGUGGAGCUGAUUUCUGUUUUCCAUGUUGGGAAACUUUCGUUACCAAAACGGCUUUUUACUUUCACCUCGAACCGAAACGGAUAAACUUCAACCUGGGAUCAGAAGCAAACACUCACAGUAAACUCACUUUUAUUAACACAUAAGAGCAUACUGUACUCAUUUAUACACAUCUCUCAGCGUAUUUACAAAAUAACGAGCCCAUGGAUGGUACACAUGUAUAAAAAUAUGCAUUACAUCUAUAGAAAUAUGUACACAAUGUGCAAAACAUAUGGCAUUCCAACAGGAGGCGUGGCAUGGGCACUGGAGGUCAAGAUGGCCGACAUCAGCUGAUCCGCUCAGAUAUGAAACCGCAUUUCUGCCUCAGAAGAAGACGGCAGGAAGUGGCGGAGCAGCUGUUAUUGAUUGAGUCGUCCUCGCCUGCUGCGGAUCGCCUGGUCCGCAGGAAGUCAACCGGGUGUCCAAACUUAUGGCGCGGGGGCCAAAAAUGUCUCCAGGUGUCACAAACAUUUUAGUGUUUUUGCAAAAACUUUCAUGUUUUUAUUUUUGCCAGAAUCUAAACGUGACAGCCGUCACAUUUCAAGCAAGUGAUAAAUUACUGUAGAUUUAAAACAAAGUUUUUGCAGGUCUGCCAGAUUUAAAAAGAAAUAAAAUUUAAAAAAUUGUAUUAAAUUUUUUUCAGGUUGAUCAUGUUUUUCUACAUCGUUUGUCUCUUUAUGGCUCACUUUUGCUUUAUUUUGAAAAGUCUACAGUUUAGUGAAAGUGAUUGUACAAAUUAAAUUUAAAGCAAAAACUUGUGUUGCAGUUUUUCCAUUUUAAUAUCUUAUAUUAUCCAUGUGUUUGUGAAACUUUAUUUUAAAUCUGUUUGAAAUCUGGACUACUGACCGCUGAUUAAAGGUUCCAAGGGCCACAAGUGGCCCCCGAGCCGCACUUUGGACACCCUGAAGUAAACAGCAGAAAGAUUAACAGGAAGUCCUCAGAGUCAUCCAACCAAUCAGAGGAGAGAAAGAACUAAACAGCUGCUCGAUGAGUUUGGAAUAAAUCCACAGCAAGGUGAUGAAGAGGAGGAAACCAACCAA